This is a messenger RNA of Kockovaella imperatae, 1713 nucleotides long. RefSeq names its product putative monosaccharide transporter. Gene Ontology annotation, biological process: carbohydrate transport; transmembrane transport. Gene Ontology annotation, molecular function: carbohydrate:proton symporter activity. The record is from RefSeq and is a predicted model, not a curated record. Lineage: Eukaryota; Fungi; Basidiomycota; Tremellomycetes; Tremellales; Cuniculitremaceae. The coding region runs from base 1 to 1713 and encodes 570 amino acids. Gene Ontology annotation, cellular component: membrane. The transcript is spliced from 5 exons.
AUGUCAGCCUCAUCUUCUAACGAAAAGAUCUCAAAGAGUUCGACCGGUCCCGUCAAGUACGCUGGGUUGACCGGUAACCCGUUACUGUACGCUGUGGUUGCGACCGCCACCAUUGGAUUCAGUUUAUUCGGAUAUGACCAAGGUCUCAUGAGUGGUAUCAUUGCUAGCAAGCAAUUCAAUACAGAGUUCCCAGCUACGCGACAACGAAACCCUAAUGAUGUUCACGCCGGUACUAUACAAGGAACAGUCACUUCCGUGUACGAGGUCGGCGCGUUUUUCGGAGCGCUUCUCUCCUUUUUCAUUGGCGAACGAAUGGGUCGACGCAAAAUGAUGCUCAUGGGCGGAGUCAUCAUGAUCAUUGGCACCAUCAUUUCCGUCACGUCGUUUGGUCCAGGAUCUCCACGAGGAAACGUCGGUGGAUUCGUCCAAUUCAUCAUUUCCCGGGUGGUCACGGGGGUAGGCAACGGAAUGAACACUGCCACCAUCCCUUCUUGGGUCGCCGAGUCGUCCAAAGCGAAGAACAGAGGAUUCUUGAUCUGCAUGGAAGCUAGUACAGUUGCCGUCGGUACAGUCAUCGCAUACUGGAUCGACUUUGGCUUGUCAUUCAUCAACUCCUCGGUCAGCUGGCGAUUUCCCAUCGCCUUUCAGAUCGUCUUUGCUCUCGUUCUCAUUGGAGGAGUUUUGGUCUUGCCAGAAUCCCCCCGAUGGCUCAUCGCCCACGGACACGUCGAAGAAGGCAACCGAGUCGUCGCCGCUCUUCUAGGUGUCUCACUCACCGACCCCGCUGCCGUCGCGGAAUCCAAAAUGAUCUCUGAGGGUGUCGCGGCACAGCUGUCUAAGAAGGUCGCUAGAAAGGCUGAGAUCCUCAAGGGAGGCAAGAACCAACACUUCCGACGAGCCAUCGUCGGAGCCUCGACUCAACUUUUCCAGCAACUUGGAGGUUGCAAUGCCGUCAUUUACUACUCAUCAAAGCUGUUUGAAGACAACUUUGACCUUGAGACAGAGUUGGCUCUUAUCCUCGGAGGUGUCCUCGCCGUUGUCUACGCCAUUUUUGCUCUCAUAUCUUUCUUCCUUGUCGAGAAAGUUGGCCGUCGCAAGCUCUUCCUCAUCGGUACAGUCGGUCAAGGUGUCGCCAUGUUCAUCACUUUUGGUUGUUUGGUCAAUGGAUCCCGUCAAGCCGCCAAGGGAGGAGCUUUCGGCCUCUACUUGUUCAUCGCUUUCUUCGGUGCCACCUGGCUACCUUUGCCAUGGCUGUACCCUGCCGAGUUGAACUCUAUGAAGGUCCGAACCCAAGCCAACGCUAUUAGUACUUGCACGAAUUGGCUCUCCAACUUCUUGGUCGUCCAGGUCCUUCCUACGAUGACUGCCUCUAUUGGCGCCUACACUUUCCUUCUUUUCGCCGUUGCCAACAUGAUUUUCCUCCCUUUCAUCUGGUUCUUCUACCCCGAGACCACGGGAAGAUCUCUUGAAGAGUUGGACGUGCUCUUUGCCCAUGCUCACAUUGUUCAAGAACGACCAACGGUCGUCGCUGGACAAUUACCGCCUCUGACAGAUCACCAGAUCCAGACAUUGACGGAGAGGUACGGCAUCCACGAUGAAGUAGAGGCCGAUGCCGAGAUGGGUCGAUCCAGGCGAAGUUCAGCUUCUGGAGAGACGUUUGACACGACUAUUCCUCCUGCAGAGCCGGAGUCCGAGUCGGAGAACAGGCAGUAG